AUGAGAUUUGCUCUGUCAGACGACGAGGUUUGCGUCGUGGAACUUCAUACAAGCGAGGGUGUCAUCACUCUGGAGUUGUAUUAUCGGGAGGCUGUAUGUGCGGCAGAAUCGUUUUUGCGACUUGCCGAGAGUGGGCAGCUGGACGGAGCCAUGUUUUCGAGGAUGGUUCCUGGAUUUGUGUUGGAGUGCUCGCUGGGUGAUAAACGCGCGUACGGUGAGCUUAUCGAGGCUGAGGAGAACAAAGGGCUGCACCACACCGGUGCGGGUAUCAUCAGCUGCCCUCGUGUGGGCGGGAAUGGGGUGGCUGGGGCGACGUUUUUCGUGACACUGGGACCGCAGCCGCACCUCGACAAGACGUGCACCGUGUUUGGCAGGGUCUAUAGCGGCAUGCGGGUGGUGGAAAAGAUAAGCCAGUUCCGUGUCGCGAGCGAUACGUUUCGCCUGUAUUCGCCAGUGGUGAUUUUGAGAUGUGCAGUGCGCGUGCUGCCAAAGGAGCAAAGGCCUCCCUCUUCUUUAACAAUUCCUGCUGCCGCUGCGCAGCAUCCACCGAAGCGCUGUAAGGGCAGGACGAGCGUGCUGGAUGGCUUGGAAUAA
Trypanosoma grayi is the source of this 594-nucleotide messenger RNA. Its product is annotated as putative cyclophilin type peptidyl-prolyl cis-trans isomerase. The record is from RefSeq and is a predicted model, not a curated record. The coding region runs from base 1 to 594 and encodes 197 amino acids. Gene Ontology annotation, biological process: protein peptidyl-prolyl isomerization. The transcript has a single exon. Gene Ontology annotation, cellular component: catalytic step 2 spliceosome. Gene Ontology annotation, molecular function: peptidyl-prolyl cis-trans isomerase activity. NCBI's taxonomy places the organism in Eukaryota, Euglenozoa, Kinetoplastea, Trypanosomatida, Trypanosomatidae.